Messenger RNA from Thlaspi arvense, 480 nucleotides. The record is from the annotation of a GenBank genome assembly. Lineage: Eukaryota; Viridiplantae; Streptophyta; Magnoliopsida; Brassicales; Brassicaceae.
AUGACUAUUAGGCUUUUGGUGAAGAGACUCGCGACGGUGACCGUUUCAAAAACUCCUGGCGGAGAUCAUGCCCCCGGUUAUGUCCUCCGACAAGGUACCACUCGACUCGACCGCUUCUUCACCGCAUUUAGGCAAACGGAGAGCAUGAGAGACCGUUACAACGAGCAAGGUUCAAACGACGAUAGGUCCACAGCGAGUUACGUGUCGGAGAAGGCAAAGGAAGGGGUGAAGAAAGCGACGGAUGCAGCCGUGAACGCCGGAGAUAACAUGAAGGACGCAAUGGACGGCGCCUGGAAAGCGGCGAAGGAAACGGGUCAGAACAUCAGUGAAGCGGUUGCGGGAGAUGAUGACAGCGAUAGGAUUCAAGAGGACAAGGUCGCGGUGGAGCUGAAGGAUGUGGGUCAGCCUGUCGACACGACGGAGUAUAGAGGUGUGGAGGAGCUACAACAACAAACCGGCGGAGAAAAUAAGUCGCCGUGA